Molecule: messenger RNA, 2772 nt
Organism: Monosiga brevicollis MX1
Lineage: Eukaryota; Choanoflagellata; Craspedida; Salpingoecidae
Exons: 21
Coding region: 1-2772 (923 amino acids)
Biological process (GO): protein dephosphorylation
Molecular function (GO): protein tyrosine phosphatase activity
Source: RefSeq, a predicted model, not a curated record
AUGGCCAAAACCAUGGCGCUAGCUCCGCGUGUCGAUGCUCGCUUCAUGCGCCUGGACAAGCAGCGGCCCAGCCCCGAGCAGCUACCGACCUGGGCCACAGAUGCCGCUCUGAACCGGUCUCUUGGUGUAUUGCCCUCCCCACGCACUCGCGUUUGUGUACGCGCCGGCGAUCCCCCACUGAACAUCAAUUCCCGGGGUGCCUACAUUAAUGCAAACUUUGUGCGUGGCUUUGACCACGAGCACUGCUAUUACAUUGCAGCCAUGUCCCCCACCGCCACUUCUCUCCUCCAGUUUUGGCUCAUGAUCUGGGAGAACAAGGUUCUCAGCAUCUUGAUGCUCUCCAAGAUUACCGAGCAGAAUCGCGAUCAAUGCGCCGUCUACUGGCCAACCGAGCCUGGCGUCACCGUCAAGCUCCCAAAUGGCAUGCUGGCUACUUGCACCAGCAAGGAGGAAAAACAUCAUGGGUCCAUUCUCCGCCGCAUUACACUCAAAUGGGGCGAGGAGGUGCGCGAUUUGCGUCACUGGCAAUACGUGGAUUGGCCGGAAGAUAGCGCCGUUCCUAUGCAUGGCAGCAGCACCUCCCCGGACGAUCUCAUGCACACACUACGUGCCAUGUGGCAACGGCGACAGGGUUCAAUUGACAGUCAACGGCAGACGCGUGAAGCAGAGGAUGUGGCCGGGUCGCCACGGAUGAGCGUACCCCGCGCCAUGGCCUCCUCCGGCAUCUACAGCAUGGUCUCGCGAACAGCCGAUGUCAUGCUCCUUGCCAAUACUGCCACUCCGAGCCUGGAUCAGGACACAGACAGCAGUACUGAUGAUGACCUCGACCAUUAUGACGCCCUGGGCCAAGCCGUGGUGGUUGACCCUGUGCCACACCUCUCAGACCGCGGAGCUCCCAACCUUCCUACCAAGCAACACCGGCGUCAAGCCUCCACUGACGAUCAGAUCGAUGCUCUCAUCCACAGCAUGACCGGGCUGGAUGCUUCAAGUACAGAUGCUGCUCCCGGCGAGGCCGCACCUCCACUGCCCAGGCGCACAACGGCUGAUGUCAAGAUGGCAGCUGACUUUCAGGCCAUCCUCCAUGACCAGCCGCCUUCGGCCAAAAACAUAGAAAGCGUCUAUGCCGAGGUCUCCGGGCCGUCCGCUCAAGCAGCAGACAGAGAAUCAGCCAUCAAGACUGUUGAUGCGUAUGAAAUGCCCGUGCUUGGCACGCUUGAUGCCUUUCUCCAAGACGUCGAUCAUCACGAAGGUUUGAUUGGCCCUGAACGGCUCAAAGUUGUACGGCAUCCCUUUCUGGUCCAUUGUGCCGAUGGCAUUGAGCGCACCGGCUUGGCCAUCGCGCUGGAUAUCGGCAUGCAAACUCUGAGCCGCACCAAUUCCUGUGAUCCCAUCAAGGUGAUUGAUGAGUUGCGGCAAGACCGACCCGAAUGUAUCUCCCACAGCGUACAAUAUGCCCUCCUUUACAAGGCGAUGUUGAUACAUUGUCAUCGACGCUCACAGCGACCGAUUCCUCCCCCAUUGGAGGACAUGCCCUGGUUUCAUGGUGAGCUGGAGCGCGCGGACGCUGAGGCUGUCAUCAAGCUUUACUGUGAAGAGGAAGGGCGCCAGAUUCCCGGCGCGUUUCUCAUCCGACAGAGCGGACCCGACACCCACUCUUUUGUGCUCUCUUUCUUGGGGGACGACAAGGGCCACAUGAUGCAUCACCGUAUCACGUAUGAUGAAGCUGCGGAUUGCUUUUAUUUGGAUAGUUCUGGAGCGCGCUUUGAUUUGAUACACACGCUGGUUGAUGCGGGCAUCGUGGGCAGUCUUCGUCUCAAGCACCGGCUCACGCAUUCGGUACCGAGUCGCGAGCACCAGGCCAAGCGGAAGCUAUUGAAAACGGCUCGCCUGAGUGAAGCCGACUUUUUGCAGCUGAGCCGACCGGCUGAUCAUGAGAACCACAAAGUGGGCGGUUCAGUCACACUGCGCAUGGCUGGCUGGAUGCAUAAGCGGGGUUCAGGCGGUGGAGCGUUUAGUGGCAAGGGCUGGCGACGGCGCUGGUUUAUUUUACAAGACACCAUUCUCAAGUACUUUAGCCGGCCAUCCGCAUCCACGGCUAACGGCUACAUCAACUUGACGCACGACACCAACGUUCGCGUGCACUCGGACAAAGAAUUCACGAUCGAAACGCCCAAGCGCAUUUUCCACCUUCACUGUUCCGACAACCAGGUACAGCUGCUCAUGAAUCAAACCUGCCCGCAGAGCUUAAACCAGUGGGUGUCCAUAAUCAAUGCGGCCAUUGAUAGCAGUCGAGCCAAUCUCGAGGCCUCGGAUCGCCUCAGCACAAUGGCUCGCCACGGCCGUGCGCGGCUGACGGCAUCCAAUCUGAAGCAGCUCACCAUUAUUCAGGAACGCGAGGAGCACGUCAAGAGUCGCGUGUCAACCAGGCCCCAAUCCUCGGGUAGAGCAGCUAGCAAGGAUCACAUGGAUGGAAAGGCGCACAUGGAUGGGAAAGCACACACGGAUGGGAAGCAUCCAGACCGAGAUGGCUUUGUCAAGCAAGAGUCGCGGCAGUCCAUCAUCACCAUCACGACAGAUGACCAUGACGAGCCAACACCGGUUGUGGCCGAUCAGGAUGCCAUUCAUCAGGUCAUGGUAGAGACCCCACCCAAUGCCACGGCGCUUGGGGCAGUGUGCAAGCUGUUAGCACUCUCGGCGAAUAGCUGUGACCAUGCCCUUACCGCCUUGCUCAAGGUGAGUGUUGCGUUGAGCACUGCUAAGAAAGCAUUUUGA